Messenger RNA from Acomys russatus (golden spiny mouse), 1131 nucleotides. RefSeq names its product adenylate cyclase activating polypeptide 1 (gene Adcyap1). The coding region runs from base 367 to 897 and encodes 176 amino acids. The transcript has 5 exons. The record is from RefSeq and is a predicted model, not a curated record. Gene Ontology annotation, molecular function: neuropeptide hormone activity; peptide hormone receptor binding; pituitary adenylate cyclase activating polypeptide activity. Gene Ontology annotation, biological process: positive regulation of transcription by RNA polymerase II; adenylate cyclase-activating G protein-coupled receptor signaling pathway; positive regulation of GTPase activity. Lineage: Eukaryota; Metazoa; Chordata; Mammalia; Rodentia; Muridae. Gene Ontology annotation, cellular component: extracellular region; perikaryon; neuron projection.
CCCAUCCUCCCUUCUUCCUUGACUUUCCCUCUUCUUCUUACUCACUAGCUUCUUCUCUGGGUGGACUUAAGUCCACUCUGCUCCCCCUCCCUUUGGCUGCUCGCCUACUCUGUCUUCUACAUCUCUCUUGUCGCCCACUUCCUUCGGUGUCACGCUCCCUCCUAGUUCUGUACGUUUACAAAGUUUUGAGCGGAAUUCUAGCCUCAGCAAACAAGUCCCCCCAGCUCCUCCAGCUAAUUCCCGCGGCUUCUCUCCAGACACCAGCUCCAGUGAGUGAUGCCUCUCGGGUUGUGAUUCCAGCGCUGAAACUCGAAGGAGCCCUUUGCCCGCCAUCCUAUUUGGCAGCCAACCCUCUCCAAGCCGCGAAUGGCACUGUGUAGCGGAGCGAGGCUGGCCCUGCUGGUCUACGGGAUAAUAAUGCAUAGCAGCGUCUCCUGUUCACCUGCUGCCGCCGGACUCAGCUUCCCUGGGAUCAGACCAGAAGAUGAGACUUACGACCAGGACGGAAAUCCGCUGCAAGACUUCUACGACUGGGACCCUCCGGGUGUGGGGAGCCCCGCCUCCGCGCUGCGUGACGCCUACGCCCUUUACUACCCGGCGGACCGGAGAGACGUCGCCCAUGAGAUCCUUAAUGAAGCCUACCGCAAAGUCCUGGACCAGCUGUCCGCCAGGAAGUACCUACAGUCGGUCGUGACCAGGGGUGUGGGGGAGAACCUAGGCGGCGGCAAGGCGGACGACCGGGCGCGCAUUACCAAACGCCACUCAGACGGCAUCUUCACCGAUAGCUACAGCCGCUACCGAAAACAAAUGGCUGUCAAGAAAUACUUGGCGGCUGUGCUAGGGAAAAGGUAUAAACAGAGGGUUAAAAACAAAGGACGCCGAAUAGCGUACUUGUAGCGAUGAGUUUCCAGCUACCGUGUGUAUAAAAUGAAAAGUCGUUUUCAAAUUGACUGACCAGUCAUCGCUCAUGUGUUCUUUCCAAACAUGUAUUUAUGUAUCAAGUAAAGCCAUUAAAUGACUAUUUUGAUAAUAAUAUUGUUUUUCUUUUUACAAAGCACUAGAGAAUGCACAGAUAUACUUUGUGGACCAAUUAUUGAUAUAUAUUAUAAAUAAAUAUAUAUAUAUUAAGAA